Pocillopora meandrina is the source of this 6257-nucleotide messenger RNA. The record is from the annotation of a GenBank genome assembly. NCBI's taxonomy places the organism in Eukaryota, Metazoa, Cnidaria, Anthozoa, Scleractinia, Pocilloporidae.
AUGCACGGCAAGCCUGGUAUCCCAGGAUUACCUGGUCGCGACGGCCGUGAUGGACGCGACGGAGCUAAAGGCGAAAAGGGACGCCCGGGGAGCCCUGGACUCCAGGGGCCAACUGGUCCACCAGGUGAUAAAGGGGAUAGGGGAGAACCUGGUACUCACGGUUCACCCGGCCAAAGAAGAGAGCGAGGGGAGAGAGGCGAGCCUGGAAAGCCAGGGACGCUUCAACUUUCCUCAUGCAUGAAUUCGAACUGGAAAGAAUGUACAUGGAGAGCAGGGGACGGCAAGGACCAAGGUUUGAUCCAGGUGAUUAAUAACUCUUAUUUUAAAUUCAGAGAUAAUAGGUCAGAUAAUCAUGAUGAUGAGAUAGUCCAAGAUCAGAAAUGAUUUCUCAAAUAGAAUCAUUCGGAAUGUCUCUUUUGCUUAGUGUUCAGGAAUGCUUGUAUCAAACGAAAUAGAAAUAGGUAAUACUGAUUAAUAAGUAACUUCGAACAGUUCUCACCUCAAAGCUCACAGCAAUUGAUUGUGAGGAAGCCAUGAAGAAAUAACUUUGAAAUUUGUUGAAUCCGGCAAGGAGAAGAUCAGAAUUUUUUACAAAUAUAUAUUUCCUUUCUAAUCAUGUUUGGGGUUUGUUUAUACAUGUGUAUAUAUAUAUAUAUAUAUAUAAAUAUAUAUAUAUACCCGUUUUCAAAAACAUCGCAACAUUGAAAAUAUGUAUGGAAUAUAUGGAUAUAUCUUUUGUUUUAUUCUUAAAAAGUGUCCCUUUUUUAAAACGGGUAUAUAUAUAUAAAUAUAUAUAUAUAUAUAUGAGUGUGUGUGUGUGUGUGAAAGAAUCAAAGAGGACGCAUCGAUUCUCUGUUACCCUGAGUUUCGCGCCUAAGCGCUCGUCAGACAGAACAGUUCUGUCUGACGAGCGCUUAGGCGCGAAACCCAGAGUAACAGAGAAUCGAUGCGUCCUCUUUGAUUCUUUCACUUAUAUAUACUCAGCUCUGCUACCACAGCAUUGAGCACUUUAUGCCAAAGUAGACUCUACCCCCACAUUUAUAUAUAUAUAUAUAUAUGUAUGUACUGUCGCCUACUUUUUCGAACGCUUUCAUCAUAGAAAUUUACUUUGUUCCCACAGAAUUGUGAAUUUACGAAAAACUUUUCCGACACUUCCCUCCGUGUAUACUUUGCUGGUAAUCUAAGGAUUUAUAAGUGCAACCAGUACUAUAGCCGUUGGUAUUUCACCUUCAAUGGCGCCGAGUGCAGCUCCCCUGGCCCCAUCGAAGGCGCAGUCUAUAUGAAUCGCGGGCAGGACCAAGAUCUUCAUCGUCACCGCCAUAUUGAAGGCCACUAUAACAACAUUCAAAAGGGAAAAGUACGUGUGGGAUUCUGGGUUGGUGAUUGCAAAACGGGUCAUACACUUGCUGACACGUAUACUGGUUGGGCAACAGUGUCCCGUAUCUUCAUUCAGGAGGUGCCAAAGGCUCAACAGUAAUAUUUUGCUGUCGUUAAACGUGUCCCAGAUCGAAAAAGCCAAAAAUAGAGAAGGCUACUGAUUGGAGAAAACUGUAUGCAUGAAGUUUCUCAGAAAGAAAUAUUGUCUUAAAGAAUCUUUACAUUUGUAUCGAGGAAUAAAGUACAGGGACGUCAACCUGUUAAGACUUGUGUUGAUUGCGUUGGGGUUCAGAAAACGUUGAAAGGUCUAAAUAUACUAUAAUUCAAUCAAAACUCAUACUUUGGCAAAACAGCGAUUAUCUCAGUUUUUCUUUCACUGUUACUUGACGAUCAAGUCGGAGAAAGUUUUUGUAGCUUAGUGGAAUACAAGUUAUACCGACGAUUAUGUUCGCUAGUCCUUAUUUUGUUUUCACACCGAGUGAUUCUCGUUAGAUUUCAACUCAAAUACCUCAACGUAACCUGUGCUCUAUAAAUCGUUGAGUAUAAACUGAAACAAAUCAGUUCGAAUCUUGAACACAGAUUCUGGUUAUUAAAACCAACAAUGAAACAUAGUUUGCCUUAAUUUUUAUUUUCCGUGUUAUAAGCUAGUUACCGGGCGUGAGGUUGGUGAGGCCGGCAAAAAACUGUACCCGAGGUCUUGAUAUGCAGAUAUCAACUUGUAUGUAGGUAUAAGUAUAAGGCUAAGCUGCGAGCACUGCGAGCUCCGCUAUGAGAUUGCAGUGACUAAGAAACCAGAGUGAGGAAAAUGCAUAAAAGAAGGUGAAAAGUUAAAACUUCUUUCGAUGCUACAUACUGUUUUUUGUUCGUUUGUUUUUUAUUUGUUAAACGUGAUCCUUCAUAUCGGCAUAUUUCCAACGACCUGACCGAGAGGUUUAAUAAAAUUACAAAAAAUCAUUUUCUAUAAUCAUACUCAGAGAGGAGAAUGAUGUAUUCAUCAGGUUGUUAUUUCACUUCUCUGGUUAAGAAUGUGCAUAGAUCUUUGCUUUCCUCUCUUUAGUCGUGCCAUGAUCAUUUUCGAAUGAAAAAAUUUAGGCUGGCUAUGACAACAAGCAGACACAAUUGCUGGACUGAUAAUUCAUGAAAAUAGCCCAUUCCCUCCAUUCACUGGUCAGUAGCCAAACUCAUCCAUCUUUAAUCCGUACGUGCAUAGAAUUCCGUCACCUCAUGACCUCUACAAUCAAGUUAGCAAACACGUUGUUGGAAAAUGCAAACAAAGUAUCAAGAACCACUUAGUUCCUAUUCAGUUGCUGUGAGAAAUAAACAUUUAAAAACAUGGCAGCUGCUACGCUGUAGCAAAUGCUAUUUACUCCAGCGAAAACGAAGGCUGCAGAAUACACGUCACAGACUGCAAUAGAAGUAAAUCAGAUUGCUAAGACCUCGUGCGGCGAAUCACUGACUAAAACAUUGACGGUACAUAUCGGGAAGUUUAUUGAUGAGGGUGUUUAACGAAGGGCUUUGAUACCACUAUUGUGAAUUGUAUAAUCAGUUCUCACCGAUUUUAAAAUUGCAUUGAAGAGUGCUAAGCAACACUUAUAGAUUCAAAAUGGAAUUGACAUUCAGUAUCGCUAACGUAACAAAUUACCUCGGGAGUUAUCCGGUAUUUGUAUAAUAAUCUAUUAAUGUGGCCCAAUUAGCAGAUAAACACUAAAACCUGGAUAAAUCUUUCACAAAUAUUUAUCAAAACACGGAUACACCGAAAAAUAGCAUCGUUCAUGAUAUUUUCACACAUAGUUAUAAAAAAUCCCACUCUGACAGGUCACACGUAUAUCUAUCUAAUGGUGUAAACUGGAAAUCUAAAGGCUAUUAAUGGAUUGAUUUGUACCGUGCCUUGUUCUUCCAGCUGCACUGAUUCGCACGCUCAAAGUGAUUCACGUUCACAAAAGGAGUUACUGAAGCAGCCUCUCUAACAGUUAUUCCAAAUCAAACUAUUCAAUUCGUAAGAUUUUCUCCAAUUAAUUACAGCCACCUUAAAUAACCUGCCCUGUUUAUUGCAUUUUUGCAGCAUUUUUUGCCUCUCUAAAAUUCUGUCAAAGAAGGUAUUUAGAACCAGACUAUUUCGCGUUUCUUUGUUUUAAGUUCAUCCCACGAGUCUGUUAGUCUUGUCUAUAUUUCGAAGAUCUUUUAGUCUAACGUUACAAAAGUAUUGAAAAUUCAAAGCUGAAACCAAUUCCCGAAAUUUCCCCUUUGUCUAUGAUCAGUAUCAUAAAAAGCGACUUAUGUGAUGUGCAUGCGGCCCUUAUUAACCUUUUGAUGAAAUCAAUAGAAGCAGUCAGAUCAUCAGGUUAUUCACGGAGGCGUUUUGCUGUCUAAGUUUCAUGAAAACUAAAUGUACCAGGUACCUCUUCUAGCUUUCGUGAAUUUAGCUAAGGAACAACUAGGUGAACUCUUUAUAAGAAUGUUUUAAUCUGCUUAAAACAUUAUUAAAAGAUAGCGAAAAAUUGAUCCAGAUUGCCGAGAGCUUACCACGCUUACGUGGACUCCGUUAAAAUGAUUGUGUUAUUGACAGUAUCUGACACACGUUGAGUGAGUGUUCACGGGAUUUGAUUCAUAUGGAACGGAUCUCACUCGGACGUGGCUGCAUCUCAAGGUUAAAUACACUGAGAAAACAAGCCAAUGCAAACACAAAAGCCUAGAUGACACAAAUUAUCUUCAACAUUAUAUCGGAUGAAUCUACAGCUGUAUAAACCACUCUGAAGGUAUAACAAGAGUUGCGAGCCAAACAUUUCGUUCACUUUCGACCAACAGGCAGGUAUUGAGUGCACCUUUAGGUUCUCGUUAGCCUUUGUCUUCAACUUACAGUUCGUAAUGUUUUGAUUCAAUUUUGCAGUGUUGUGUUUAUGCCAUUUGACCUGACUUCACCCAGUAACCUGAGUUAUUCCGUGUAGGUAAGUUAUUCGGGUAUAUACCUUCUGUGGUGUUUUUUUUUUGGCAAUACUUUUUCUUCAACUUACAGAAAUACUUUGGCUGAAAAACCCUUGUCUUGAUCUCUUUGAAAACGAGUCCAAAUUUUCAAGGAGAACCUAGGAGACAAAAACGAAACUCAAUGGCAAUAAAGACAGUUUUUUCCAGUGUUGAUUCAACGAUACAUUUCCUCUUAUAUUUCAGUUCAAAAGAUCUCAAUGCCGAGAUUCCGUAACAAGACCUCAUCAGCCAUCAUGAAAUGUUUGAUGACCUUAAUACUGAUCGCUUUGGGCUCUGCUUUUAACGUGAGUUGAAAAUAAUUAGGAUUGCAGUCAACCACUGGACAUUUAUCCAUCGGGUGAUAAUUGAUAAAUGUUAAUCUUCUCUGACUCUGAGUUUUUAUUAAAAGUGGUAAAUAAGUUCUGAAGGUAGAAGACGAGAGGUGGCAUAUUUUUGUAGCAUUCCCAUUCCCAUCUUUUACAAAACAGCUAUAUUACGUAAAAUCACAUUUCUUAAUUUAAAGUUGCACACAGAAGAGUGACAAAAGCUAUAAUUAUUAUAGCGAAAAAAGAAGUUGGUCAGUGGUUUGUUCAAGGGAAACAUGCCUUUUGCUCUUUCUGAAUGGAGAGUGAUUGAAAAAGAUAUUGUAUGCAUUGACAAGUUCUUGACGCUCCCUUUGCUUUUCGAAUUCUCUCUUGUUGUUGAUAAACCGACAUUCAACGAGCCGAAAAAAACAAAAGACUCAUCCAAAUUUCUCAACAGAGCACCCAAACCAUGACACACUGUGGAUGUUCUGGUUGUAGUUGCAUGCCAGGAAUCCCAGGCAUUCCGGGAAGUCCCGGACCUGCGGGAGCAACAGGAUCUCCAGGAGCGCCCGGGCCUGAAGGAACCGCGGGACCUAAAGGUAACCCUGGUAAACUGGGAGUCAGGGACCUCAAGGACCACCUGGUCCUCAAGGCCCAAAGGGUGACGAGGGCGAACAAGGGAUUCAAGGCCCCCAAGGCCCCCAAGGCCCCCAAGGCCUUCCAGGGUCAAUCGGACGUAACUGGAAGCAGUGCGUGUUCAACGGCCUCAGUGAUUCAAAGGACAUUGGUUUGAUAAAGGUAAGGAUUAAAUCAUAUUAACUGGCUGUAUUUUUAACCAAGACUUAUCACAGAAACGUUGCGACUGUGUGACGUCUUGAAAAAAGACAUGUAAGUAAAACUGGAAAUAAGCAAAAGGUUCAUUGACAGGGUAUCCACUUUGUGACUCUUCAUCUGUUACUAAUUCAAUAUGAGUAUCUAUGAUUAAAAUGUAGUACAUGUGUGUGUUUUUUUAAGGAAUCUCGAGAGAUUCGGUUGGUCUGUCCACCAGAUUGAGCGAGAAAAUAAUAUUUGGAAAGUUAAUGCGUCCGAGAAAUCUAAAUCAAAUCCAGAAAAAAUUGAAUAAGAUGGCCACGAGAACUGAAACAAUCAUAAUAUAUUAUGAGUAAAAUACAGUAACAGAAGUUUUUUGUAAGGAAUUCAUCGGUAUGCAUGCUUUAUCUUCUGCUUAAUUAGUCACGACUCCUUAUUCCUUUAGGAAUGUCGUUUCAAAAAGAAUCAUCCAAAACUGGCCUUCGUGUCUUCUGGAAUGGAGUUCUUCGCAUUACUAACUGCCACUCUUGCUGUAAGCGAUGGUAUUUUACUUUCAACCGAAGAGAGUGCGCGUUUCCGGCUAGAAUUGAUGGAGUGGUAUUCAUGUUAUAUGGAAAUCAGGGAAGGAAGAAUCUACUCCGUGUCCGACAUAUUGAGGGAGUGUGUGAAAAUAUCCCGGCGGGCAUCGUCUCCGUGGGAUUCUGGAUCGGAAAUUGCGCUUCUUAUGGGAGCUGUGAUGGGCACACUGGUUGGAACUCAGUGUCCCGCAUCUACAUAGAGGAGGUACCGCCUCCACAACCUUAA